Messenger RNA from Sardina pilchardus (European sardine), 1786 nucleotides. RefSeq names its product cytochrome P450 2B4-like. The record is from RefSeq and is a predicted model, not a curated record. The transcript has 9 exons. Gene Ontology annotation, biological process: xenobiotic metabolic process. The coding region runs from base 112 to 1584 and encodes 490 amino acids. Lineage: Eukaryota; Metazoa; Chordata; Actinopteri; Clupeiformes; Clupeidae. Gene Ontology annotation, molecular function: iron ion binding; heme binding; oxidoreductase activity, acting on paired donors, with incorporation or reduction of molecular oxygen, reduced flavin or flavoprotein as one donor, and incorporation of one atom of oxygen. Gene Ontology annotation, cellular component: intracellular membrane-bounded organelle; cytoplasm.
GACGUGCAAACACAGAACCAUACACACACACAGAGAGAGAGAGAGAGAGAGAGAGAGAGUUUGCUUCCCCUAUCAACAUUUCUCUGAGCCGAGCUGUCACUCACAGUCACCAUGCUGAUGUCUGUGCUGCUGUUGUGUUUUGGAGUCUUCCUCCUCUUCUUCCUCUUCAGGGUGCAAAGACCCAAGCACUUUCCUCCUGGACCCAGAGCACUUCCUCUGCUGGGAAACCUGCUGGAGAUCAACCCACAACAGCCUCUAAAGACUUUGCAGAAGUUGGCAGAACACUAUGGUCCUGUCUUCAGUGUGUAUGUUGGCUCUCGUCCUGCGGUGGUGUUGGCUGGUCAGAAGGUCAUCAGAGAGGCCUUGGUCUCCAAAGCCACCGAGUUUGCAGGACGCCCAACUCACACGUUGGUUUCUCAUAUACAACAAAACAAAGGUGUAAUCUUAGCAGAUCACAGCCCCUCAUGGCAAGAGCACCGGCGCUUCGCCCUGACCACGCUGCGGAACUUUGGGAUGGGGAAGCGUUCCAUGGAGGAGAAGAUUCUAGAAGAGGCCCAACACGUCUGUGCCGAGGUGGAAAAACAUGCAGGGAAAUCCAUGGAUCCUCAGUAUCUCUUUCACUAUGCUGCCUCGGACAUAAUCUGUUCCAUUAUUUUUGGGUCACGAUUUGACUAUAACAACGCCUACUUCCAGAGCCUCAUCGUCAUGAUGGUAGAACUGACAAAGUCAGUCCUCGACCCUUGGGCUAUGAUCUAUGAACUUGCCCCUUUCGCAAGGAGUUUGCCUCUUCCGUUCCAUCGAGCCUUUGACUUAACCGACCGGGUGAAAAACCACAUACGGAAAAUGAUCAUUGAACACAAAGACUCGUGGUGUUCUGGACAGCCAAGGGACUUCAUUGAUAGUUAUCUGGAUGAGAUGGAGAAAAGGAAAGGUAAAGGGACCACCUUUGACGAUAGUCAGAUGGUAGCCAUUUUGUUUGACCUUUUUAUUGCUGGGACUGACACUACCUCCAAUACCCUGAGGACAGCAACACUCUACCUCACAACCCAUCCCCACAUACAGGAACGUUGCUACCAGGAGAUUGAGGAAGUGCUGGGCUCUCGUGAGCAGGUGUGCUUUGAGGAUCGCCAGUCCAUGCCCUACGUCCAAGCCAUGAUCCAUGAAUGCCAAAGACUAGCUGAUACAGUUCCCCUGAGUGUGUUUCACGCUACGACCGCAGACACACACAUCCAUGGCUACAGCAUCCCAAAGGGCACAGUGGUCAUUCCUUUCCUGUCGUCAGCGCUACAUGAGGAGGGUCAGUGGAAGUCCCCUCAUGACUUCAACCCUGAGAACUUCCUGAAUGAGAAGGCGGAGUUUGUCAAACCUGAUGCCUUCAUGCCCUUUUCUACAGGCUCUCGUGUGUGUCUGGGGGAGGGACUUGCUCGCAUGGAACUCUUCCUCAUCCUGGUCACGUUGCUGCGUCGCUUCCGAUUGGUCUGGCCAGAAGAAAGGGGAGUUCCUGACUACAACAAGGUGUUUGGAAUCACACAGGCACCCAAACAGUACCAUGUUACUGUCCACCUGAGGGAGGGAGUGAACUAAUGUGUUUCUCUCUGUUGAUCCACUUGAGGGCAAUGAAGUGUCUGUUGCCUUUUCCAAGUAUGGGUUUCAGGCAUCUAUGAAUGUGAUUGUUUUUUUUUGUUGUUCUUUUUUGCUACAACCCUUAUUAGUGCUAUUGCUGACAAUAAUGUAGUGUCUGACAACACAAUCCACAUGUUCAGGUAUAGAAAUAAUAGUAACUUAA